AUGUCGAACAUUCAAUUGCAAUGUCUACUUGGAAUCCAAGGCAAGGAUUUCGUUAUGAUAGCUGCUGAUCAGACAAACAGUCACAGUAUUAUGGUCAUGAAAGACGAUGAAGAAAAAAUUUAUAAAAUAUCCAACAAGCUUGUCAUGGGAGUUGCUGGUGAUUCAGGAGACACAACCCAGUUUGCAGAAUACAUAGCAAAAAAUAUACAACUAUACAAAAUGCGUAACAGUUAUGAGCUUGGUCCAUCUGCUGCUGCUAACUUUACAAGGAGAUACUUGGCAGAGUACCUUCGCAGCAGUACACCAUACUUUGUGAAUGUUUUAAUGGGUGGUUAUGAUAAAGAAAAUGGUCCAGAACUUUAUUUCAUGGAUUACCUAGCUUCCAGUGUGAAGGUACCAUUUGCAGCUCAUGGAUUUGGAGGUUUUCUCAGCUUGAGUAUCAUGGACCGACAGUAUAAAAAAGAUUUAACUGAAGAAGAAGCAUAUGAUAUAUUAAAACUAUGUGUUCAGGAGGUGCAUCGGCGUUUGUUUGUGAGCUUACCAAACUUUCAAGUUACUAUUGUCAAUAAUGAUGGUGUAAGAACCCUGCCUGUUAUUAAUUCUAAAUCUUCAUAA
Molecule: messenger RNA, 615 nt
Organism: Pieris macdunnoughi
Lineage: Eukaryota; Metazoa; Arthropoda; Insecta; Lepidoptera; Pieridae
Source: the annotation of a GenBank genome assembly